GGCCUGUGGGCUGGAGAGAGGGCGCAGGGGCGGGGAGAGGCACCUGGGUGGGCCGGGCCGCCCCCGGGCCGCCCCCCGGCCGUCCCCGAGCCCGCCCGCAGUCUCUCGUGCUGGGUCGCUGCAGACUCGCCCUGGACUGUGCUCCUCGGACCAUGCCCUGGGCCGUGCUCCUUGGCCUCCUGGCUGCGCUGCUGCUGCUGCUGCUGCUGAGCCGCCGGCGCACACGGCGACCCGGAGAGCCUCCCCUGGACCUGGGCAGCAUCCCCUGGCUGGGCUAUGCCUUGGAGUUUGGAAAGGACGCUGCCAGCUUCCUCACGAGGAUGAAGGAGAAGCAUGGUGAUAUCUUCACUGUGCUGGUGGGUGGCAGGUACAUCACCGUCCUCCUGGACCCGCACUCCUACGACUCCGUGGUGUGGGAGCCUCGCUCGAAGCUGGACUUCCACGCCUACGCUGUCUUCCUCAUGGAGAGGAUUUUCGACGUGCAGGUUCCGAAUUACAACCCCAGCGACGAAAAGGCCAAGAUGAAACCGACCCUCCUGCACAGAGACCUGCAGGCGCUCACGGAGGCCAUGUACACCAACCUCCACACCAUGCUGCUGGGCGACGCCGCAGAGGCGGGCGGUGGCUGGCACGAGAUGGGUCUCCUCGAUUUCUCCUACAGCUUCCUGUUCAGAGCCGGCUACCUGACGCUGUACGGAGUCGAGGCGCUGCCGCGCACCCCUCAGAGUCAGGCCCAGGACCGCGCCCACUCGGCCGACGUCUUCCACGCCUUCCGCCAGCUCGAGCUGCUGCUCCCCAAGCUGGCGCGCGGCUCCCUGUCCGCGGCAGACAAGGACCGCGCAUGCAGUGCGAAAGGUCGCCUGUGGAAGCUGUUGUCCCCGGCCAGGCUGGCCACCCGGGCCCACCGCAGCAGCUGGCUGGACAGUUACCUGCUGCACCUGGAGGAGAUGGGUGUGUCAGAGGAGAUGCGGGCGCGGGCGCUGCUGCUGCAGCUCUGGGCCACACAGGGCAACAUGGGUCCGGCUGCCUUCUGGCUUCUGCUCUUCCUCCUCAAGAACCCCGAGGCCCUGGCCGCCGUCCGUGGAGAGCUCGAGCAAGUCCUCCGCCGAGCAGAGCCGCCUGUCUCGCAGACGGCCACCCUCCCGCCGAAGGUUUUGGACAGCAUGCCUGUGCUCGACAGCGUGCUGAGUGAGAGCCUCAGGCUCACGGCCGCGCCCUUCAUCACCCGAGAGGUCGUGGUGGACCUGGCCCUGCCCAUGGCGGACGGGCGGGAAUUCGCCCUGCGACGCGGUGACCGCCUCCUCCUCUUUCCAUUCCUGAGUCCCCAGAAGGACCCGGAGGUCUACACAGACCCAGAGGUGUUCAGAUACAACCGGUUCCUGAACCCCGACGGGUCGGAGAAGAGAGACUUCUACAAGGACGGGAAGCGGCUGAAGAACUGCAGCCUGCCCUGGGGAGCCGGGCACAACCAGUGCCUGGGCAGGGGCUACGCCACCAGCAGCAUCAAACAAUUCGUGGUCCUUGUGCUGAUGCACUUUGACCUGGAGCUGGUCAGCCCGGAUGUGGAGAUCCCAGAGUUUGACCUCAGCAGGUAUGGCUUCGGGCUGAUGCAGCCAGAACACGACGUGCCCAUCCGUUACCGCAUCCGGCCGUGAGUUCCGGGGGCAGCCGGGGCUCCACGCGCUGCUCACCCCCACCCAGCCCGCACCCGGCUGAUCGCCCAACUUCCUGUGUCCGCAUCUGGCCUGGGCGCAGAGCUUCGAAUCCCCGAUGGCUCCAGCUUUCGCACUUUCCUGCUUUUGUUCCUGGAAGGCUGAUCCAGGGGAGGGGGGAGAAAGGAAGCCGAGAGAAGGUUUAAUGAGGCUCUUUCUGCUCCCAGCUCACCUUCCUCCUCUCACCUUGUGACACCCACAAAAGCUAGGGCAGAGAGGACAAACAGGAGCCCUGAUUGCCGUUCCCCCGACUCCCAGAGGGGCCGCCAUCCUAGUCCUUGACAGUGGUGUGGCUGAGGCCUUAACCACUCAGAGCAGCUGCUGGCUGUGAAAAGGCCAGCUGGGACCUAGCAGUGUGUCCCAUGCAAUAAGCUCAUCCCCAAAUUAUGGAACUCACUGCCGCCAAAGGAGUCCUUAGCAGACCCGUUUCCAGUCCCCUCGUCUCUCCGUUCACACUGAGUCGUGAGGGAAUGCAGGAGGGUUUCCCCGAGGCUGGCGCAGCCAAGAGUCAGGUCGUGAGCUUCCUGCAGACACUGGGCUCGCAGCAGUACAGCUCGCUGUUCUGGGGCCGUGGGCUCCAGGUGGGACAGGCUUUGCCAGUGCUGAGACUCCAGUCGGGAAUAGGACAAAGACACAGGCCCCAGGGGAUGGUGCGGACGGAAGGAGGCAACCAGGCCCGUUGGACUGGGCAAGCCAAAGGCAGAGGAGCCUUUGGGUUCCUGCAUUCUGGCUCAGAAGCGCCAGCUGUGAGCACCGUCUGCAGGCCUGUUUGGUUCGGCCUACGCUCAGAAACUAUUGUCCGUCGGUUGUUUUCCUACCCUCUUUGGGAGAGUUGAUCCAGAGUGUCAGUGUCUCUUGAAAACGUGGACGACCUGGGCACCCUGGGCCUGUAUCCCCAAAGGCACCCAUUGGCCGCCUCCCAGAUCCGGGACUUGUGUGCGCUGGCUCACCAGCGUUUCUACUUGGAGGAAUUUUUUUCUUUCUGCUCCUCUCUCCAUUCCCUGUACCUCCUGGCCCAUGAAUGCAUUUGGGUUUGAGAACCCUGUUUUAACUCUUCCAAGUGACCUUUUAGGAGAUGGUGGGAACCUUUCUGCUGGUCCUGGGCCCACGGGUCCAUCUUCCUGCAUGCACCACCCUUUGAACAAGCAGAUCAAUGAUGAAAACUUGCCUUUAUAUUGAUUUAGGGGGAAAAGCAGUUCAAAGAGAAAAGUUGCCCAGCCUAGAAACCUUGAUGAUGAUAGUGUUAUUAAUAUUAGGCUCUGUUUACUGAGGACUCUCCAAAUGCCCAUGGCAGGCGCAGCGGACAUAGCGUUUCUGCUUCUCACAGCAUCUCUGCAAAGAGGGGGUGGUUGUGCCCUUUUUGUCGACGAGGAAACAGGCUCAGAGAGGUGCAGUGGCUGCCGGGGUCACCCAGCUCAUCAGCUGGUGGAACUCAGCAGACUUAUUGUCCCAGUAGCAAAUGCAUCCCCGGGCUCAAGGGGGCGGGUGGUGGAGGGACAGUUCUGUUUGGCAUCAGAGCCAGAGGCACCCAUGGGUGGAUGCAUCUCAUGAGAUGCAGACACACGUACGUGCAUACAGCUGGGUCCCUUUAGCUUUAGCUGAAGGAGGAGAGAGAGCCUGAGAUCUCUGAAUGUUUCAGGCAUUAGUCUCUUCCUGGAGCAGCACUGGGGCUUGGGGGCUUCCCUAGCUCUCAGCUUCCAGGCGCCCCCAGGAUUCCCAGACAGAUACUGUGAUUGGCAGGAGGCGGGAUAUCCCCAGGGAAACCCAUCUUCACGCAUGGGUGACCCCUGCUGCCGCCUGCUUCUUAACUCCGCAGGAAAUCAGGGCUGGCGGCUUUCAGUGGGAGGAUGGAGCCGGUUUCCAUGGCAACCCUCAGCUGCCUCAUCCUGGCUUGGCAGCGAAGGAAGAAGGCCGGCCAGCAGAAAUAGCAGCAGGAAGGUUUCUUCGCGGGGCUGCUACCCUGGGGUGGCGGGGGAAAGCCCUUAUGACUCUCCUCUUCCAAAUCAGGGAUCCUUUGUCACUGAGACUAGAUUCUCACCUGUGUUCACAAAAGGGCCCAUUUCCUGUACAGGUGGCUCACCUCCUUGCAGCCACAGUCAUUAGGAAGAGACAAUUCUC
Phyllostomus hastatus (greater spear-nosed bat) is the source of this 3830-nucleotide messenger RNA. RefSeq names its product prostaglandin I2 synthase (gene PTGIS). Gene Ontology annotation, molecular function: iron ion binding; oxidoreductase activity, acting on paired donors, with incorporation or reduction of molecular oxygen; monooxygenase activity. NCBI's taxonomy places the organism in Eukaryota, Metazoa, Chordata, Mammalia, Chiroptera, Phyllostomidae. Bases 153 to 1655 code for a protein of 500 amino acids. The record is from RefSeq and is a predicted model, not a curated record. Gene Ontology annotation, biological process: prostaglandin biosynthetic process. The transcript has 10 exons.